Molecule: messenger RNA, 2561 nt
Organism: Cucurbita maxima (winter squash)
Lineage: Eukaryota; Viridiplantae; Streptophyta; Magnoliopsida; Cucurbitales; Cucurbitaceae
Product: urea-proton symporter DUR3
Biological process (GO): urea transmembrane transport
Cellular component (GO): plasma membrane
Molecular function (GO): urea transmembrane transporter activity
Source: RefSeq, a predicted model, not a curated record
AUUUCUUUGCCUUCUCUUUCACAGGUCUGGCAAGUCAACUUCACUGAAGUCCACUUUAGCUGCUGAAGAGUUUAAAGCCAUUAACUAGCGGUAGCUAUCAAGCUAUUCCAUUGGUUCAAUAACCAUGGCUGCUUCUGUGCCUAAGUGCCCACCAUUUGACUUCGCCGACAAGUACUACCAAGCGACGGCUGCCGGCUGUGUGCGGCAGAGCAGCUUCUUCAACGGCCAGGCUGUUCUUGAUCAGGGCAUUGGCUAUUCUGUUAUUCUUGGCUUUGGAGCUUUUUUCGCUGUCUUCACAUCUUUCUUGGUAUGGCUGGAGAAUCGAUACAUAGGGAGUAAGAAGACAUCAGAAUGGUUCAACACAGCAGGCAGGAGUGUGAAGACGGGGCUAAUUGCUAGUGUGAUUGUGUCUCAGUGGACAUGGGCUGCCACCAUUUUACAGAGCUCCAAUGUUGCUUGGGAGUAUGGAGUUAGUGGACCAUUCUGGUAUGCUAGUGGGGCUACCAUUCAGGUUCUUCUAUUUGGAAUAAUGGCUAUAGAGAUCAAAAGGAAGGCCCCAAAUGCUCACACAGUUUGUGAAAUUGUAAGAGCUCGUUGGGGAACUCCUGCACAUAUAGUCUUCCUUGUUUUCUGCUUCAUGACAAACAUCCUAGUAACAGCCAUGUUGCUUCUUGGCGGUUCAGCGGUGGUCAAUGCACUCACCGGAGUGAACAUUUUUGCUGCAAGCUUUCUUAUACCGCUCGGAGUUAUCGUAUACACACUGGCUGGAGGAUUAAAAGCCACUUUCUUGGCUAGCUAUAUCCAUUCUGUAAUAGUUCAUGUUAUUCUGGUCAUAUUCGUGUUCCUCGUUUAUACGUCGAGCAGCCAGCUCGGCAGCCCCAGUGUUGUAUAUGAUCAUUUGAUGGAAGUGGCUAGCAAAGCUAGAAUGUGCCAGGAACCAAUUUCCCACGAUGGCCAAUCUUGUGGCCCUGUUUCUGGGAACUUCAAAGGCUCUUAUGCAACAUUGUUGAGCUCAGGAGGGCUUGUUUUCGGGAUUAUUAAUAUUGUAGGCAACUUCGGUACUGUUUUUGUUGACAAUGGAUAUUGGAUGAGUGCAAUAGCUGCAAGGCCAUCAUCAACUCACAAGGGAUAUUUGGUGGGAGGUUUGGUCUGGUUUGCAGUUCCAUUCUCUUUAGCAACUUCACUUGGUUUAGGCGCACUUGCCCUUGAUCUACCAAUAACUACAGAUGAGGCUAGCCGAGGACUUGUGCCCCCUGCCACUGCUAUAGCUUUGAUGGGAAAAGGAGGAUCUGUUCUUCUCCUUGUCAUGCUUUUUAUGGCUGUAACUUCUGCUGGUUCAUCCGAGUUAAUAAGUGUAUCGUCCUUGUGCACGUACGAUAUCUACCGAACGUACGUGAAUCCUAAUGCUAGUGGAAAGAGCAUCCUAAAAGUAUCAAGAGCUGUUAUUCUAGUGUUUGGAUGUUUCAUGGGGCUGCUGGCAAUAGUUCUUAACAAGGCUGGAGUUUCAUUGGGAUGGAUGUAUCUAGCUAUGGGAGUGUUCAUUGGUUCAGCAGUUAUUCCAAUAGCCUUUAUGCUUCUGUGGACUAAAGCGAAUUCCAACGGAGCAAUUCUUGGAACGACCAUCGGCUGUGUUCUUGGAGUCAUAACAUGGAUCUCGGUCACGAAGAUCGAGUAUGGCGAGGUUAACUUGAAUACUACAGGUAGAAAUGCACCUAUGCUUGCUGGGAAUCUUGUCUCUAUACUUUCAGGAGGGAUUAUUCACGCCAUAUCUAGCCUGUUAUCACCUCAAAACUAUGACUGGGAGACCACUAGGAAGAUUUCAACUGUUGAAAAGGACAACGGUGAAAUCCCAUCAGAAGAGUACAAGGAGGAAAAAUUGAUGAAAGCAAAAGCAUGGAUAGUGAAAUGGGGCGUUGGAUUUACCAUAGUAAUUGUUAUACUAUGGCCUCUUUUAUCUCUUCCAAUAGGAGAGUUUAACAAGAAAUAUUUCACACUUUGGGCUGUAAUAGCAAUAGCAUGGGGAACAAUAGGUUCUGCUGUAAUUAUUUUCUUACCAUUGAUCGAAAGUCGGGAAACUUUACGGGCUGUGAUGCUUGGAAUGUUUACGAGUGAUAAACUCGGCGACACGAUGGACGAAAUGAGUCUGAAGUUGUAUUCUUCAGUCAUGGCUGUACCUGAAUCAGAGAGAAUUUAGUUGCUAGAGAAGAAGAAGAACGCAAGGAAGGAGGAUUUACUGGAUAUACCUGAUCAUGCUGCUCCUUGGCCACCUGAAAGAAGCAGAUGUGUUGACAAAAAGUUAAUUGGAAAAGAUGUGAAAAAGGGUACGAAAUUAAGGCCAAGUAGGCUGAAAAUCAGAAAUUUUUUCCUUGGUGUGGCCAAUAGUGUUUGAAGUUUCUUGUUUAUUUCAUGUGAUUAGGAGAGUUCUGUUUGAUCCUUUUCUACCUCUGUGGCUUUGUGUAUUUGUUGGUGUAAAUGUGUAUUUGUUGUUAUGAAUAAGCUCAAAAGGGUUAAAAAUAUAGUAAACGAGUUCAAUUAAAAAUAAAUGAAUUGCUCAGGUAGAA